This is a messenger RNA of Pyrenophora tritici-repentis Pt-1C-BFP, 1060 nucleotides long. RefSeq names its product Extensin-2 domain containing protein. The record is from RefSeq and is a predicted model, not a curated record. Lineage: Eukaryota; Fungi; Ascomycota; Dothideomycetes; Pleosporales; Pleosporaceae.
AGGCCGCAGGCGUAGGGCCUGUUCUCAUCUCACUUUUUGCUCUGGCGUCGUUGCCCGCAUUCCCCCUCCUGUCUCGUCUCCCCCUUCUUUUACCACGGCCCCUUUGUUGCGUGUGCUGUGCUAUACUUCAGGAUGGCGACAAUGUAUUCCUUAGCAAUGAUGCCGCGUACGCCCUCGCCCAAAGUGCGAAUCCGAUCCCAGUCGUUCGAUUCCCCUGGCUCUGGCGGCUCGCGGAGCAGUACCACACCAAUUGAGCACUACUCGCCCUUUUCCAAAUCCACGGGCGCCAUCAAGACGCUGAGCAGCUACGAAGCUAUCAAAGCUGUUGCGGAAAAGGUUAUGCGACCUCUCGGUGUGAUGCUCUCCCCGCUCAACACCAAGAUGAGCGAUGACGAGGAGGAGGAAUCGGACACCGAGUCAAGCAGCAGUAAUAAUAGUAGUCCGUCCUCAUCGCCUACUACGACGAGCUUCCACAGCGCAGUGUCAUCAUCCCCUAUAUCAGCAUCGUCGGCGUCGCGACGGAGUAGUCGUCGCAGCCAUCCUCCCGCCGAAACGCACAGUGCGAGCGAUAUUGUCGAGUUUGAGCCCACGUCCCCGUUCUUAUACCAGGAUACGAGCUCCAAAAUGUAUUCGCCGUGGCUGGUGCGUGUGGUGCUGGAUAUGUACGAUGUGAGGGGCUUGUGCUGGAUGGAUAUCGCGGAUCCAAUUGAGCGGGUUUGGGGCGUGCAGACGAGUAGUGCCGAGGUGUUGGGGAUUCUGAGUGAUAAUGGGAGGGUGGGGGUUAGACGGUGGUGGGAUUGAUGACGUCUGCUGUGCUGGUUAUUGUGGGUCGCGCUUGGAGUGUUGUUCUACGUUCCUUUGUUUUUCCUGGGAGCAUGAUGGAAGGCGUUUACAAUGGUCAUGUUUUCACGACGCACGGUAUGGUAUGGUACGGUAUGUGUUCACGACUUAUGACUUUCCCUUCUGGUUCUUGCAGGUAGCCAGGAACAAGCCAGCACGACUUCAUUGAACGAUUCACUAUCACGACUUAUGAUCAGUACGAAAUGUAAAACAUUACAGU